Toxorhynchites rutilus septentrionalis is the source of this 4902-nucleotide messenger RNA. RefSeq names its product inositol-trisphosphate 3-kinase A (gene IP3K2). Gene Ontology annotation, cellular component: cytoplasm; nucleus. Gene Ontology annotation, biological process: inositol phosphate biosynthetic process. The coding region runs from base 1592 to 4348 and encodes 918 amino acids. The transcript is spliced from 9 exons. Gene Ontology annotation, molecular function: inositol-1,4,5-trisphosphate 3-kinase activity; inositol tetrakisphosphate kinase activity. Lineage: Eukaryota; Metazoa; Arthropoda; Insecta; Diptera; Culicidae. The record is from RefSeq and is a predicted model, not a curated record.
UCGAAGUAGUCGUCGUGUGCAUUUAUCGCGUCGCCGCGCCGCGUUAAGCGUCCCAUCCGCUUGCGUGUUUGUUCGUCUCCGUUCAAAUCCACCGCAAAAUAAUCGUAAACAAAAGCUCUUCUUCGGUUAGUAAUCAGACAGUGAAGUGACCGACCUACUUCUUCUUCUUUCUUUGUUUUUAAGAGGCUUUAAACUUUGCAGUUCAUUCGCCUCUAAACGACCUACUUCGAUCUGAACGCGGUUCAGUUCGUGUUGACCGCAAACAUCGGAUCGCGUGUGGCCAAAUCGUGCGCCGUGUUUUCUUCCCGCGUUCACGUGUGUGCAUUUUGAUUGAUUGCACUGCAACUCAGUGCUAAGUAGCAAGCACAUGUAUUAUGACGCUGAUUUCGCCACUUGCUACAAAUCACGUCUGAUCCAAUAUAAUGAUGAUGCUGCAGUUGCUGCCCUGUGGUUGCUAAAUAACCCAUAUGGUUGCUGAAGUUGCCGAAGAAAGUGUGACGCGGUGAAAAAUAGUGCGCCUCGUGAAACAGUUUUCGUUUUCCGUUUAGCGUUGGUAUCCAAUGCUGUUUUUUUUUCAUUGAUAUUGGCACGGAAAUCGCGCAGCAAUACUGGGGAGAAAAGGUUAUCUGAUCUGACCUGACGGCUCACAUUUGCAUGCGUUCACCUGUAAAACGAGACCGUGUUAGAUUGUAAGAGUCGCUGCUGCCGCCGCCGCCGGAUCUUGUAACGUUGGAGAUCCGCUACGAACGAGGAUGAAGGCGCGUUUGGAUAGGAGUCUAUCGAGUUAAAACCAACUCCACACCGGAGCUGCAGCGUGAGCCUAUUGAUUGAAUUACCCAACACACACAUACGAGUGGCGUCGUUCCGAGUGAUCGCGACCUUCGAGUACGGGACGUGAAGAAUCUGAACUUGCUAUGAAUAGUGAAUGAUAAAGUGCCGUGACCGACUAUCGGAAAGGUGGUGUCAAAAAGGGCAUGUCUGUGUGCUAAGGUGCGAUAUCGAUUUUUAUUCUAUUCUCGGCUUAGCUGAAGGAAGGGGAAAGGGAAGGAGCGGAAGUGAAGUGGGCACCCGGAGUCUCGGGGAAGGUCAGAAAGAUCGUCGUUGUGGUAGCGGCUGGUGGUAGCGUAAUGCGCGAUUGACGUAUGCUUCACGUUGAGAGUGAGUGGAAAAGCUUCGCAACGGGAAAUAGUUCAACGAAGAAUUGUAGAAAGUGUAUCGAGUGUGUUAAUUAUUCUUGUGUAAACAGGGUUUGCUUUUUGUUUGCCCGAUGCCGAUGUGAUGAUGUAAAUUGUGUAAUUUGAUGAUGCAGUGAAAAAGUAAUUUCUGUGUAGGGUAAAGUGUGCGUAAAUGCGUAAAAUUCGGUUCCAGUAAUCAUUCAGCGGAGAAGAUUUAAUCCGUGCUUGGUAAACAACUGAAUCGCUGGUCCCCCUGGAGUAGCAACGUGCGUGCUUUUGGGAACGCUGAGCCAGUCACAACCUUCGCGCGGAUUAUCCCGAUGGCACAGUUUUGGAUUUUGGCUCCGAACGUCGAACACUUAAUCCCAGCAAUGGCUUAGCGACCAGUUCGGGCUGGUUGGGCUAACGCAAAUAGAAUGACCGAUCCGUUGACAGGUGGGUCUCGCGCACGUAGCUGCACUUGUUCGGGGGUAACGGGAAUGGUGGCUCAGAUUGAGGCGCAGUCCACGACUGACGUCAAAACAAGUGCUGCUGCCGCUGCGAUUGUCGCGGCCAGUGUUUACUCGGGAGGAAGCGGAAGGAAGCCGGUGGCAAGCGGAGCCGGGAUUGUUGAAUCAAAAGACACUGCAAUCGGUGCUUGUUUGGCGAGAGAUAAGGAAGCAAGGGUGGAAAUGACCGGAUCGGCGUGUGGCAGUAGAUCGCGACAGCGAAAGACUGCUGUUUACAAGAGAUUUUGGCCCGACGGGGACGGAGGGGAACGGAACUCCGAGUGUGGAUCGGGGUCGUUCUCUUCCGGGGUUGAGAGCGACGAGGAAACGAUUCGAUUCCCAUGUGUCGAGCGGCUGAUUGAAAUGUACGCAAAUAUUAUCAAACAGAAGGAGGCGGACACGCAGAGAUUUAUGCAGAGUGUAGUUGCUGGUAGGGGUGGUGGGGUUGCAGGGGAUGAUAGUAAAAGGCGAUUAGAUAAGACGGCUGCCAGUCCUUGCGAUAAGACAGGUGCAAACGCUCUGGAUGAAAAACAGUCCAGCUCAGCGAGCAGUACGGUACUGAUAGAGCCAGCAGACGCUAGUGGUGUCUCGAGGAUCCAGCAAAAUAGAAGUCCCAUAUCGGAUGACGGUUGGAACACCACCCAGCAGAGUCCUUAUUGUUCCAGUGACGAGGAAAGUGCCGGAGGUCAAUCGAAAAUGAAAAACAGAGACAAAGUCACACGUUCGUCGAGCUCAGACUCCGCUCUCGGCUUGGAUGAAGAUAUUAGUCAGCAGGAACAGGAGAAGAUCAUCACUAAGGUGGGGAAGACAAGACGAUUGACACUAGGCGUCGCUGACAUCCCACUACGUUCGGCGCUGCUUCCGGUUCCAGAGCCGACACUCCUCCCAACCUCGGAUAGUACAACUAUCAACGCCGAUCAUUGCCCUACAUUAGUUCGCAGCACGAUGAUUCUCGAAGCGCAACUGAUCGAGCUCCCACUAGGUAGUAAUCCACCUCUCGCGGACUCCGGCUCAACGGAAGCUCUCGGAUGUCCCAGCACUUCGAUCUCACGGCGGGAAUCCGCCCAGAGCUACAUCAGUGAUUCUGGCGUCGAUGGAGUGCGCUAUGUGCGAACCCCUUCGGUCGUAGUGUCCGAUUACUCGGACGACACAAUGUGCGGUAUUACGUUGGAGGAGAUCGAAUACCUCCGCAGGCACCGGUUACGCCGGGUAUCCACCGACUACGAGUCCGAUUUAAGUGCUGCCUCAUCCUGCAGCAACUUGAACUACUGCGGAUCGUCGAUCAGUGCGCUCGAUGGUUGUGACUAUCAGUGUGGACUGCGAACGCCGGAACGAAAGGUUUCCGACUGUUCGACCUGUUCUACGCUUAGCUACGACGAGGAGGAUUCAGCGUUGAAGCAACAGCUGCAGGAUCUUGGCCUGAGGCCACCAAUCGGCGAGCUUUGCGAGAAGCCUUAUCCAGAGAUUUUGGAAGCGAAGAAACGCCAGAAGAAAAAGCCUUCAGGAUGGCGAAAGCUGCGAAAUAUUGUCCAAUGGACGCCGUUCUUCCAGACCUACAAGAAGCAACGGUAUCCGUGGGUUCAACUCGCCGGUCACCAGGGAAACUUCAAGGCUGGUCCCGAUCAGGGCACGGUACUGAAGAAGCUGUGCCCCAAGGAGGAGAAAUGCUUCAAGGUCCUCAUGAAGGAUGUCCUCCGACCGUACGUUCCCGAAUACAAGGGUCAAGUCAACAGUGACGACGGUGAAUCCACCUACAUUCAGCUACAGGAUCUGCUCAGUGACUUCUACCAGCCGUGCGUGAUGGACUGCAAAAUUGGCGUGCGAACCUAUCUGGAGGAGGAGCUUUCGAAAGCCAAAGAGAAGCCGAAGCUGCGAAAGGACAUGUACGAAAAAAUGAUCCAAAUCGAUCAGAACGCACCGACUGAGGAGGAACACCGCGCCAAAGGUGUUACGAAGCCCCGUUACAUGGUGUGGCGUGAAACGAUCUCCAGCACAUCGACGCUUGGCUUUCGGAUAGAGGGCAUCAAAAAGAGUGACGGAACGAGCUCGAAAGACUUCAAGACGACAAAAAGCCGGGAGCAGAUCUGCGAAGCAUUUCGGGAGUUCACCGAAGGAUUCCCGCAUGCAUUGCCAAAAUACAUCCAACGGUUGCAGGCGAUCCGGGCCACGCUCGGUUUCUCGGAGUUCUUCAAACGACACGAGGUGAUCGGUUCCUCGCUGCUGUUCGUGCACGAUCGGCACAACGCGAGCGUGUGGUUGAUCGACUUCGCCAAAACGGUGGCCCUGCCGGAGGAUAUCUGCACCACCCACGACAGCAAGUGGAAAGUGGGCAACCACGAGGAUGGGUACCUCAUCGGAAUUAACAACCUGAUCGAUAUUUUCUCCGAGGUCAGCGAAGCCCAGAAACAGGCUCUGACCGAGCGAAUACCACGACUGUCGCUACCCGAUUCGGAUGACACAAGCAAUAAUAACGAGGGGGAGAAAGUGAAGAUCGGAGAUCAAAUGCAGUCGUCGCCGCAGCCAUCUCUGGUGGCUGAACUGAAUUCCCUGGCGCUGAGUUCGGCGGACGUUGGUGGCGUUGAUGCGGCCACUGGCUGUCUAAAUAACAAUAACUGUGACUGCAAGGAAGACAAUUUAGCUGUAUCGAAAUCGAUCACAACAGACAGCUGUGAUCGCAAUGGUUGAGUGGAGUCACUGUAUCUUAAUCGGGAGUGCAAAGCUCGCAUCUAGAAGAGUCUGAACUAGGACUAAAACUGAGCUGUCGAUUUCAGAGUCUGGGCAGUGCACGUAAGCUAUUGCUUGCGGGUGGGCGAUCGAGAGAUAGACCGUGAACUUCGCAGCUCUUUUUGGGAAUUUCGAAUCUCAGCGCGAUUUUACUUUAGUUUUAGCUUUUUUUGCGCGCUCAGAAGAUUUGAGUUAGACAAAAUUGCAAGUUAUUUAUACAAACAUUUAUACAAUCGAUUGUAUUACUUUACGAUAGUCAAAACUUUUUUAGUGUUAUACGAGAUCGGUAAGAAAGACGCUUUACAUUUAUGUGUGUUAGAGGGACAAUUUCCGAGCACCUUUUUUCCAAAGUUGGAUGGGAAACGCGUUCGAUGAAUGAUAAUGGGAAUGUGUUUACAAAAGAGAGACAAAAUAUUCCAUCUAACUAUUCCACAUGUGGCGUAUAGAAGAAAUGUAGAUGCUAUAAGAUACGAUCAAUUUUAUGAAUAAAUUAUUCGCCGCCGUUGUGUGAGCUA